Messenger RNA from Pipistrellus nathusii (Nathusius's pipistrelle), 4056 nucleotides. The record is from the annotation of a GenBank genome assembly. Lineage: Eukaryota; Metazoa; Chordata; Mammalia; Chiroptera; Vespertilionidae.
AUGGCGGCCGCGACGCGCAGCUUCGGGCCGGAGCCAGAGGCCGAGCCGGCCAAGGAGGCGCGCGUCGUGGGCUCCGAGCUCGUGGACACGUACACGGUUUACAUCAUUCAGGUCACCGAUGGCAACCAUGAGUGGACAGUCAAGCACCGCUACAGCGACUUCCAUGACCUCCAUGAGAAGCUUGUUGCAGAAAAGAAGAUUGAUAAAAACCUGCUUCCACCCAAAAAGAUAAUUGGGAAAAACUCAAGAAGUUUGGUGGAAAAGAGGGAGAAGGAUUUGGAGGUCUACCUCCAGACACUCCUGGCCACCUUCCCCGGCGUGGCCCCCAGAGUGCUGGCUCACUUCUUGCAUUUUCAGUUCUAUGAGGUAAACGGCAUCACUGCCACACUGGCUGAGGAGCUCUUUGAAAAAGGAGAACAGCUCCUGGGGGCCGGCGAGGUCUUUGCCAUCAGGCCCCUGCAGCUCUAUGCGGUCACUGAGCAGCUGCAGCUGGGAAAGCCCACGUGUGCCAGUGGGGACGCCAAGACUGAUCUCGGGCACAUCCUGGACUUCACCUGUCGCCUUAAGUACCUUAAGGUUUCUGGCACAGAAGGACCUUUUGGGACCAGCAACAUUCGGGAGCAGCUCCUGCCUUUCGAUCUGUCAAUAUUCAAGUCUCUCCAUCAGGUGGAGAUAAGCCACUGUGAUGCCAAGCACAUCCGGGGACUGGUCGCCUCGAAGCCCACCUUAGGCACGAUGAGUGUGCGCUUCUCAGCAACCUCGAUGAAGGAAGUCCUCGUUCCCGAAGCCUCGGAAUUUGAUGAGUGGGAGCCAGAAGGCGCAGCCCUGGAAGGCCCUGUGACUGCCAUCAUCCCCACAUGGCAAGCACUGACCACUCUAGACCUGAGCCACAACAGCAUCUCCAAGAUUGAUGAGUCUGUGAAACUGAUUCCAAAGCUUGAAUUCCUGGACCUGAGUCACAAUGGAGUGCUAGUUGUGGACAACCUGCAGCACCUGUACAACCUCGUACACCUGGACCUGUCCUACAACAAGCUGUCCUCCUUGGAAGGGGUUCACACCAAACUGGGGAACAUCAAGACUCUGAACCUCGCUGGCAACCUGCUCGAGAGUCUGAGUGGCCUGCACAAGCUCUACUCCUUGGUCAACUUGGACCUCAGCAACAACAGAAUCGAACAGAUGGAGGAGGUCCGGAGCAUAGGCAGCCUCCCGUGUCUGGAGCACGUGGCUCUGCUGAACAACCCCCUGAGCAUCAUCCCCGACUACCGGACCAAGGUGCUGGCUCAGUUUGGAGAGAGGGCCUCUGAGGUCUGUCUGGACAACUCAGUGACCACAGAGAAGGAGCUGGACACGGUGGAAGUGCUGAAAGCAAUACAGAAAGCCAAGGAGGUCAAGUCCAAACUGGGCCAGCCUGAGAAGAAGGUUGGCGAGGAUUGCCAGCUCUCCACUGCCCCCUGCAUCAGACCCAGCAGCUCUUCUGCCGUGGCGCCCACCUCCGCCUCCCUGCCCCAGCCCAUCCUCUCCAACCAAGGAAUCAUGUUUGUGCAAGAGGAGGCCCUGGCCAGCAGCCUCUCAUCCACCGACAGUCUUACUCCCGAGGACCGGCCCAUUGCUCGGGGAUGCUCUGAUUCCUUGGAGUCCAUCCCUGCAGGACAGGCACCUCCUGAUGAUUUAAGGGACGUUCCUGGAGCUGUUGGCGGUGCAAGCUCACAGCACUCGGAGCCGGAGGUCCAGGUGGUGCCUGGGUCUGGCCAAAUCAUCUUCCUGCCCUUCACCUGCAUUGGCUACACAGCCACCAACCAGGACUUCAUCCAGCGCCUCAGCACACUCAUCCGGCAGGCCAUCGAGCGGCAGCUGCCUGCCUGGAUCGAGGCCGCCAACCAGCGGGAGGAGGGCCAGGACGAGGAGGACAACGACGAGGACGUGGCUGAGAACCGCUACUUUGAAAUGGGGCCUCCGGACGUGGAGGAAGAGGAGGAAGGAGGCCGGGGAGAGGAAGACGAGGAGGAGGAGGAGGAGGAGGAGGAUGGUGAGGAGGAGCGCCUGGCCCUGGAGUGGGCCCUGGGUGCAGACGAGGACUUCUUGCUGGAGCACAUCCGCAUCCUCAAGGUGCUCUGGUGCUUCCUGAUCCACGUGCAGGGCAGCAUCCGCCAGUUCGCCGCCUGCCUCGUGCUCACCGACUUCGGCAUCGCCGUCUUCGAGAUCCCGCACCAGGAGUCGCGGGGCAGCAGCCAGCACAUCCUCUCCUCCCUGCGCUUCGUCUUCUGCUUCCCGCACGGCGACCUCACCGAGUUCGGCUUCCUCAUGCCAGAGCUGUGUCUGGUGCUCAAGGUGCGGCACAGCGAGAACACACUCUUCAUCAUCUCGGACGCCGCCAACCUGCACGAGUUCCACGCCGACCUGCGCGCAUGCUUCGCCCCGCAGCACAUGGCCAUGCUGUGCAGCCCCGUGCUCUACGGCAGCCACACCAGCCUGCAGGAGUUCCUCCGCCAGCUGCUCACCUUCUACAAGGUGGCGGGCGGCUGCCAGGAGCGCAGCCAGGGCUGCUUCCCCGUCUACCUGGUGUACAGCGACAAGCGCAUGGUGCGGACGGCCGCCGGGGACUACUCGGGCAACAUCGAGUGGGCCAGCUGCACGCUCUGCUCCGCCGUGCGGCGCUCCUGCUGCGCGCCCUCCGAGGCCGUCAAGUCCGCCGCCAUCCCCUACUGGCUGCUGCUCACGCCCCAGCACCUCAACGUCAUCAAGGCUGACUUCAACCCCAUGCCCAACCGUGGGACCCACAACUGUCGCAACCGCAACAGCUUCAAGCUCAGCCGCGUGCCCCUCUCCACCGUGCUGCUGGACCCGACGCGCAGCUGCACCCAGCCCCGGGGCGCCUUUGCCGACGGCCACGUGCUGGAGCUGCUUGUGGGCUACCGCUUCGUCACCGCCAUCUUCGUGCUGCCCCACGAGAAGUUCCACUUCCUGCGCGUCUACAACCAGCUGCGGGCCUCGCUGCAGGACCUGAAGACCGUGGUCAUCGCCAAGACCCCUGCUCCGGGGGGCCAGGCCCAGCGGCCCCUGGUGGACGGCCGGCCUGCUGAGAACAGGGUCAGUGGUGACCAGAGUCCCCAGGAGGCCCCGGCAGAGGCACCAGCCCCAGAGGAGGCCCCAGCUCCGGCCCCAACGGACUCAGUGCCAGCUUUGGUUCCAGCGGAAGCCCCACCAGAGGCCUCAGCCCCGGAGGAGACCCCAGCUCCAGCCUCGGCGGAGGCCCCCGCCCAGUACCCAAGCGAGCACCUGAUCCAGUCCACCUCAGAGGAGAACCAGAUCCCCUCACACCUGCCCGCCUGCGCGUCGCUCCGGCACAUUGCCAGCCUGCGGGGCAGCGCCAUCGUCGAGUUCUUCCACAGCAGCGUUGCAGAGGUGGAGAACGAGGAGCUGAGGCACCUCAUGUGGUCCUCGGUGGUGUUCUACCAGACCCCGGGGCUGGAGGUGACCGCCUGCAUGCUGCUCUCCACCAAGGCCGUGUACUUCGUGCUGCACGACGGCCUCCGCCGCCACUUCUCCGAGCCACUGCAGGAUUUCUGGCAUCAGAAAAACACUGACUACAACAACAGUCCCUUCCACAUCUCCCAGUGCUUUGUUUUAAAACUCAGUGACCUACAGGCAGUCAACGUUGGGCUUUUUGACCAGUAUUUCCGGCUGACGGGCUCCUCCCCGGUGCAGGUGGUGACAUGCUUGACUCGGGACAGCUACCUGACACACUGCUUCCUCCAGCACCUCAUGGCCGUGCUCUCCUCGCUGGAACGCACGCCCUCGCCUGAGCCUGUGGACAAGGACUUCUACUCGGAGUUCGGGAACAAGACCACAGGGAAGAUGGAGAACUACGAGCUAGUCCACGCGAGCCGGGUCAAGUUCACCUACCCCAGUGAGGAGGAGGUCGGGGACCUGACGUUCACCGUGGCCCAGACGAUGGCGGACCCAGGGAAGGCACCGGCCCUCAGCAUCCUGCUGUAUGUGCAGGCCUUCCAGAGUCCACUGGGGUUCCAGCGGGGCAUUGGCCCAGAACAUGCCUGA